AUGUUUUCACUCUUGCUUGUGAUGUUGUCAUUUGCGGGUCAUCAUGCAAAGGUCAUCAACCAGGUCAAAACAUACGCUAAUAAAGCUAGCGAAUUGAGUGAAUUUUACAAGUCGCUGAAUAAGUUGCCCAGUCCUGAUUUAGGACAAGAUGAUUUGGAAAAACAAGCUGAGGCACAGGAAGAAGCCGAUAGGUUAAAAGAGGAAGCUAAACAGAAGCAGGAGUAA
Molecule: messenger RNA, 225 nt
Organism: Lodderomyces margitis
Lineage: Eukaryota; Fungi; Ascomycota; Pichiomycetes; Serinales; Debaryomycetaceae
Exons: 1
Coding region: 1-225 (74 amino acids)
Source: RefSeq, a predicted model, not a curated record